UUGAUCAGAAAGAGCUGAGUGUCCAUCAGCAAAGUAAGAACCUUUACAGCACAUUUACUUAAACAGGAGCUGAGCAUCCACUGUCAGAGCUGAGUCACAACGACUAGAAUUUUCACUGACAAGAAUGUUCAGUCACAGUGUGUGAUAUAGGCUACAUAUCACUGCAGUAUCAUAUCAUAUACGUCUAGUAGGCUACAUUUUUAUUCCUGGAUAAUUAAUUAGAAUAAUUUCCGAAAACAGUAAGUGCUCUGUGUCAGUAACUCAAGCUGAUGUGAAGGGUAGAUCUGACAAGUUGGUAAAGUGUGACGAUUAGGAAAUUGCAGGUGUAUUUUGUUGCCUGAAGGCAUUGCAAAUGGUGUGAGGCUAUUCCCGGAAAGUGACUUUUCAUAUAGGCUAGGUUAGACACAUUCACCACGACGAAGUCAGAAAAACUACAGGGACGAAGAGUAGCUACAAGCUCCAUCUGAAAUGGAGGAACCUUACAACCAGACAUCAGCGUACAUUACGCCUACACAUACCUACAUACCAACACAUACUCACAUGUCUGACUUUGAAAACAAUGUUACAUAUUACAAUGACACUCUACAGACACAUUUUGAGGACAUUUACUUGAUAACUGACUGUCUGAGUUUCUUAGCUACGCUCCUUGGACUAUGUUUUGUUGUCUAUGGAUUAUAUGCUCUGGUUAAAACUGGUCAUUAUUCUCUUCAUGUAUUUGUUAUAAACCUGUUCAUUUCUGAUCUGAUUCAAAUUUCUACCAAAUUGAUUCAAAUUUCUAAAGACUUUCUGAUUUUAUCGGAUUUGAUAGCAGACUAUAAUGAUAGACUGAAUGACUCCUUUAAUGAUAGUCUGGGGUUAAUCUACGGUGUUGGUGUUAUGGCUAAUGUUUGCUUCAUGGUGUUUAUAUCUGCUGAGAGAUAUAUAAUGAUUGCUUAUCCUGUUUGGUAUAGAAACAUCCAUACGAUCAGGACACCAGUUUGUGUGUCUGUCACUGUUUGGGUCAUAUUUUCCAUCACUACAAUCAUCAGUUUGUGGUUCAAUGGCUAUAUUGAACUAUUUGUACUCUUGGUUUUGCUUCUCCCGUAUCCCUUUGUAAUGUUCUUUUUUGUGGGGACAUGGAGGGCUCUCUCCGGGAAUACAUCAGUACCUCGUCAUGAGCAGAGGCGGAUUAUGGGAACCCUGGCUCUUGUUCUUGGCAUUUACACAGUCUUAUUUCUACCCUUUGUAUUGGUGCAGAUUCAGUUUUUCCACCCAAUUGUAAACCAUAUGACUUUGUGGAUUUACCUUGUGGAGUUGGCCCUCAUUCUCAUGGCACUGAGCCCCCUAUUUGAUUUUCUCCUUUAUUUAUUGAUGAGGAGGGAUGCUAAAUAUAUCUUGAGAGCUCUUUGUUUUCGUAAGAGACAUAAAGACAAAAGAACUACAAAAACUUUGAUGGAAGCCCAAGUCUAGUUAUUUACACGGGAAUGUGUUUUUUAUGGAAGCAUACAGAAUUUGAGGGGGAAAAAAUCUUCUGUUUUUUUCUGAAUUAACUAGUUUAGUGUCUUGUUAACAGCCUUUGUUUCACACUCCUUGCUUUUGUGGACAGAAUGCGUUUAACCCGCUCAGUCACGGAACGCAUGGGCAAAUGUUCUGCCAUGCACGUCACACUUUGUGUAAUAGCUUAUGUAUCUAUUUCCUUUAGUACUUUCCUAAAGACUAAUACAGUGAAGAUCUAACAACUUUGGCGGAUGGAAUUCCUUCUGUAAUUGUUGACUCACAGGAUGUAUUGGACUAAAGACCUUGUGGCUACAUCAUACUCAAUGAACAUUCAAGGAGGAUAUUACGUGGACAUUAAUAGCUUUUGUAACACCAAAUUUGUUCUCUACACUGAAUCAUGUUUAUUACAAUGGAUGCCCCAUAAUGGGACUUUUUUGGAGGGGGCGGUGCAUGGAGGGCCCUCUCUUGGAAUAAAUCAACAAACCUCCGUAAUUCCUGUAAAUCCUUCCAUCGAGGCCAUCCAGGGCUUGCGUUAGGCGUGCAGCAACAUCAAAUACUGUUCUCACCCCAACCACAGACUCCACUCCUCUCCGCGAGGUGUUACAGGUCUCUCCGCACAUG
Molecule: messenger RNA, 2097 nt
Organism: Alosa sapidissima (American shad)
Lineage: Eukaryota; Metazoa; Chordata; Actinopteri; Clupeiformes; Clupeidae
Product: melanocyte-stimulating hormone receptor-like
Exons: 2
Coding region: 469-1449 (326 amino acids)
Biological process (GO): phospholipase C-activating G protein-coupled receptor signaling pathway; positive regulation of Rho protein signal transduction
Cellular component (GO): membrane
Molecular function (GO): G protein-coupled receptor activity
Source: RefSeq, a predicted model, not a curated record